AUGCAGGAGUCCAUGCAGGAGCCCAUGCAGGCGCCCUUCCUGCAGGGAGCAGCAGGGUUCUCGGUUCCCCGGACUCCGCGCCUUUGUGUCGCCGCCCUCCGGCACGCGGACACGGGAAGCGGAAACGCUCCUGCGUUUCUCCCCACGUCAGCGGCGAGCCUCCCACGACCUGCUGCGGCACCCCAGCCAGCCCCCUGCCUCCGCGCCGAGGAAGUCCUGGCGGCCUUUGCAACCGCAGGCCCCUGCGCCUCCCGCCAUCCCCGCGCGAGCCCUCCCGCCUGCUCUCCACGCGCGCCCGCCGACCCCGCGCGUCCUCGCCGCCCACGUCCGCUCCUGCGCGCCCCCGCCGCACGGCUUGCCCGGUCCGGCUCACCUGAAUCGCGGCGUGCAGACCUGGGCGCGUGGGAGAGAAGGCGUCCCUGCACCCCGCCGCGCGGAGCCGCGGCCCGGGAAGGACUCGCGAGCGUAGCGCGGGUCGGAGGCCGCCGGGGUGAGCGCCUGGCCUGA
Arvicanthis niloticus (Nile rat) is the source of this 507-nucleotide messenger RNA. The record is from RefSeq and is a predicted model, not a curated record. Lineage: Eukaryota; Metazoa; Chordata; Mammalia; Rodentia; Muridae.